AUGAACCACGUGGAGUCGGGCACCCAGCUCCACCAUCUCCACCACAACCGUAUCACCGACCACAGCGAUCUGCCAUUGUUGGACGCGGACGAGUGCAGCAGCGAUCAGGAUGGCCAGAGCCCGAAAAUGGGUGAGUUCAAGGUUUUUGGUUUGAAUUUUUGGUUUUCCCGCCAAGUUUGGCAUACUACAGAAAGGUGAAAAAGAGAGUGAUAGUUAAUUUACAACUACUUUUUGACGUUUUUUAUCAUUAAAAUCAAACUUUUAAAAACUGUUUUUGAAUUUGCAAAAAAAAAUUUUGAAUUUUGAUUUUCCCGCCAAAUUUGGCAUUCUGCAAAAACCGACAAAAACGGUUAAACAAAAACUGAAAAUUGUGUUUUAACGUUAUUUAGGCUUGAAAAAAAAAGUUAUUAAGAAAAAUUUAAAUUUUUAUUUUGGCGCCAUUUUUGGCAUUUUGCAACAAGUACUGCAAAUCCUUGAAAUUGAUCGAAAAUGGUUUUCAAAUUAGUAAAAAUGAUUUUUUUUCGUAUUUUGGCUAAAAAAACGUAUUUACUGCCUUACUAAAAGGUAUAGCAAAGCAGUCACCGCUUUUUAUAAUCUGAUUAAAAAUCCUUGUACAUGCCAUUAUCACCCAACACUUUACAGUUGACUGUUUUGAAAUCUUACAAGUGAAAGCUCAACGACCGGUUUUCUAAAUUUAAAAAGUUUGUUUACCGCUUUUACUGUUGUUUUGUAUGGUAUCUUUAUGCUGGCACUUUUUGGCAUUAAAGUUUUUUUUAUUGUACUUUGUCCUUUAGAAUCCGUACUAACAAUAGUGUGAUUGAUAGGGUAAAGAAGAUGUCAUGGUGAUGUUAUGGAUAGAUUUUGCAGGAUAUUUGUAGAAAGAUAGGGCAGAGUAAUAUAAGGCAGGGUAAGAUAACGUAGAAUAGGGUAGAGUAGGGGUUUUGUAUGGUAAGUGUAGGGUAAGACAAGGACGGCAUAGCCAUUUGGUAGUAAGAUGACAUGAUGUAAUACGUAUUUUACCUUGCUUUACAUAAUAUUCUGAUAUAACAACAUAGCCUUAGAGAAAUUGGGAAAAAAGAUAUUACGCAACUUUUUAUUAUGCAAUAUUGUUUACUUUUGUAAAAUUUGCCCCGAUGUAAAACGGCCCAAUAAAUUACUGGGAGUACGGCAAUUUUAGCUUUUUCAGUUCUUUGAGGUCACAGUGAGCAGGUUAAGCCAUACUACUAUAACUUUAUCGGGUAUGGUAAGUUAGAGCUAGUGGUAGCGUUAGAUUAUGAGGUAUGGCUAGGGCGUGGGAAAACGCGUGGGAAUGCAAAUGGUUAUAAAUUUGGGCAGCGACAUCGGCAAAAAGAUAGCUUAGGGCAAAAACUAGAACUAGUACUAGAUCAUGAGCUAGGGAAUGAACAUAGGGCAUGGACUAGGGUUAAGGCUAAAUCUAACUUUAGGGUUAUAUCUAGAAUUAAAGAUACGGUUUUAGGCUAGAGUUCUAAGAUAGGACUCUGGGCUAGGGCUGUGGACUAAGGCUCUGGGCUAGGGCUCUGGGUUAGGGCUCUGGGCUAGGGCUCUUGGCUAAGGCUCUGGGCUAAGGGACUGGGCUAGGACUUUGGGUUAGCUCUCUGGGCUAGGGCUCUGGGCUAGGGCUGUGGUCUAGGGCUCUGGGCUAGGGCUGUGGGCUAGCGCUCUGGGCUAGGACUAGGGCUACGUCUGUCUAGGGUAUAAAACUUAAUUUUGGCGGGAUUUUUAUCGUUUAACUUUAAAUGUAAAAAAACCCUUCUGUACCACCCAAAGCCACCUUCCAGCACCUUCCAAUUAAAGCAUUAUACAGAAGCCAUAUCUAAUUUGAAAGAAACUUUGUAAGCAUCCAUACAAUACCAGUCACAUGUACCUUAUAUAGGGAUUGGACAAUAAAAUAAAUUAGUUUUACAUGAAUUGAGGGUGUAUGACUUUCGAUUAUUGGCAUGAAAGUCUGCAUCUCCAACAUGGUCCGAAAACUAAUUGGUAAGAAGGGCUUUUUUUUAUUUUUUUAAACUAAAGUUGUCAAAUGUUUACUUUAAAGUGUUUAAAAUGUAAGAUUUUGUUUAUUAUAAGUGUUUUUAAUACUUGUUGCAGAAAGCCAAAGUUGGCGGGAAAAAUAAACUUCAAAAAUAAAUUUAAAAUUUUAAUGAUAAAGCAUACGAAAUGGUCAAAAAUUACUAUAUUUUUACUUUAAACUAUUUUACAAUGUAAUAUUUUACUUAUUUUAUGCAUUUUAAACACUUUUUGCAGGAUGCCAAUUUUGGCGUAAAACUGAAAUUUAAAAUUUUUAAAUGAAAACUACUUUUUUAGCCUUUUUUAACUUUUAAUACAAUAUUAAAAGAAAAUUUUAAUUAUUUUUAGCAUUUAUUAUCACUUGUUGCAGAAUGCCAAUUUUGGCGGGAAAAUAAAAAUCCAAAAAAUUUUAAGAAAAAAUGAUAAUUUUAUAACAACGCUUCAGCUAUAGAAGAAAAAUAUCUUCAAAAUUUUUAUUUUUAUGUUAAUUCACCGUAUUUUAGCACACCGUCCGCGGACCUCCCUGACAAACACCGACGACACGCACCAAAGCCUGUUGAAUACCUCGACCAAUUCCAAUGAUACCAACAACAACUCCAACUCCCUGUCAUACUCAACACGACGAUCCCACAACCACGUCCCUCCGCUCAAUCUACAGUCGAAUACGACCACAUUAACAAACUUGAGUAACAAUAACAAUGGCAGCUUGAUGAUGAUGAACAACAACUUGAUGAGCAACUCGCUGCCCAACACAAUGCACCCCAACAUGGAUGUGGCCGAGCAGCAGAAGAAGUUUGCCCGCCGGCCAUCGUUGGGCGAGAUUGAGUUGGGCAAGGGUCAGAAGAAGCCGGAAUGGCCGCGGCUGGUGGCCAAGAACGGCGAAUGCAUGGUACGCCCCAUCCACAACCAAAGCCCAUACCUGAGCUUGUACAGGUGGGUCUGCUUCUGGAAACAGUAAGAGUUCAGCAGACCCUUUGCUCGUUCUUUUUUUACGUUCUCUCACCCACUCGUUUUUGGUUGAUUUUGGUUUGCCUACGACUUUUUUUGAGUUUGAUAACUUUAUGUUCAAAUUUAUGUUGUCUUGUUUCAGUUACACGUUCAGUCAGCCUAAUGUUGUUCAUAAGUCCUGUAUUUUCGUUAGAAGUCUCUUUUUGUCUUUUUUUAACAAGAAAAGUGUCAGACUUGCUACGCUCUGAUUGCGUUCAAACUUUUGGUAUAGAAAGAUCAUGUAAAUAUAAUUUCUUCAGCAAAGUAGCAAAUCGCGUUUUCCAGGAAAUCUCGAGAAAAUAGGGAUUAAAAAAUGACAUUUUGAAUUCCCGCCAACUUGGCAUUGUGUUUCAAGCUUGUAACUUUGUCAUUUUUUGACUUUUAAUAAUUUUUUUUUAUAUACUAGUAGAAAGACUUUAAUGGAUCUACAUUUUUAAAUUUGUAAGCGUAUUUUGUCUGGAAAGCCGAAAAAAGCGCUUGAAACACAAUGCCAAAUUUGCCAAAUUAGCGGGAAACCAAAAUAAUUUAAUUUUAAAACUCAAAAGCGCAAGCUAAAAUUUUUUACGGGUACAAUUGGUGGUACAAGGAAUUCAUAUAAAAAUUUAGAGCUGAUUCUGAGCAAGCAGGUAGGGUAUUUUUCUUGUAAGUCACCCUAAUGUUGCUCAUGUCCCGUAUUUUAGAAGUCACGUUUUUUAAUUUCAGCUUAUAAAUCAGAAGGGUCAGCACCGUUCCAAAUAGGGGGGGGGGUAGAAAAAGUUUCAGACCGAUCCGAGCGGUAGGAAAACAGCGCGGGAAAACAAUAUUCGAAUUCCGGAUUCUCGCAUUGGGUCCGAUCCGGUCCGGGAAGAACUCUGCUUGUGGUACUAUCUAAUAUUUUAAAGCGACGUGGGGCUUACAUUUAAUAAAAAAAAGUCAUUUUUACCUCUCAUUCCUUCAUUUUUAGUUGCUUUGGAUAUUGUAAAAAGGUGGCCUUGUUGCACAAGAAGGGUAUGCUCAUGCUUCCAGAAGUAACACUUUAUUUAGUUGUAAAUCUAAAGUAGAACUCCUGUAUAACAACUCUUGGCUCUCUGUAUCUUACUUUAAAACAUUUUUUCUAUUUCUUUAGUUUUGAUACAACGAUGAGCUAUACGACGAAACGUCUUUAAUGGUGUAACAUGUCAAGUUGAAAAAAAUUUAACUUUUAUAAUUUCUUGAAAGAACUUUUAAUAUAAGUCGUAUUUUACUAUAAAACUGUUAUACAAAAGUCCUACUGUAUGAUCCAUAGCCCUACGUUAGCUUUUGGUCGUCCUGCACUUCACUUACUGUUUCUAGUGCAUAUUACGAUCACUUUAUGUUGUUUUUACAAGUGUACGAUGAAUGGCAAUGUCAAAGUUAAAUUUUACAUUGCCAUAUCAUCGACUAUGUGUAAACUUCAUGUCAUAAUAUAAGCAUCAUUGUCAUUUUCAGAAACUGGUUUCACUUAUUAAUCGAAUACUCAUGGCGCAGUGUGAUAUCCGUGUUCGCGGCCGGUUUCGUCUUAUCAUGGCUGUUCUUUGGACUGAUUUACUACCUAAUUGUUCACUUUAGUGGGGAUUUGCAGCGACGACCCGAACAUAAGCAGUGCAUUGCCAAUGUGCAUAGUUUUAUUGGAGCUUUUUUGUUUAGGUAUGUUUAGCUUAUACUACUAUGACACAAAGACGUAUACGACAAAUUGAUUUUGGAAAGAAAGUUUUUGCGAUUUUUAAAAAAAUGGGUUUUGUAAAGAAAGUUCUCGUGUCUUUUCGAAAAAUGAGUUUUAGAAAGAAAGUUCAUGUAGUUUUUCCAAAUACAUAUAUAAAAUGGCCGUUUUUAGUUAGGAAAAAUUUGAAUUUGCCUUUUCCCGCCAAAUUUGGCAUUCUGCAACAAGGGCUGAAAAUAGUUGAAAAUUAAUAAAUAUGUUUCUAAAAUGCCUUUUUACUUACUUAAAGGACCAGUUCGCCCAUUCAAAUAUCAUUGGCAUUCUGUCGCAAAAAGCGUCGAAAAUCAGGCAAUUUCAAUCAGAAUCAUUUUUCUCACAAAAACGUGAGUGGGUCGGUGUCGAAAUGAUUUUUCUAAUUUGGGACCGACCUUCUCAGGUUUUUUGCAAAAAAAAUGAACGUCGAAUUUUUGCGACAGAAUGCCAAUGAUAUUUGAAUGGGCGAACUGGUCCUUUAAAAUGCUUUUCGAGAUACUUUUAUGAUAUUAAAGAAAAAUAUUUGAAAUUUCGAGUUUCCCGCCAAAUUUGGCAUUCUGCAACAAGAGCUCAAAUUAGUUCAAAAUUAUUAAAUAUGUUCCUAAAAGGCCUUUUUAAUUCCUGAAAUUGCUUUUUGAGACACUUUUAUGAUUUUAAAGCAUUUUUUUAAAUUGAAACUUUGAUUUUCCAGCCAACAUUUUAAAUUUUUAUUUUUCCGCCUAAAUUUGUAAUCUCGAAUUUCUCGCCAAAAUUUUGAAAUAUAAAUUUAGAUUUUUUGCUAAAAUUUUAAAUUCAAUCAUUUUAUUUUUCAUUUUCAGUUUGGAAUCUCAACAAACGAUAGGCUACGGCUCACGGUAUAUGACCGAGAUUUGUCCACCCGCCUUCAUAAUAUUAAGUUUACAAAUCGUGGUAGGCUUGCUACUACAAACAAUGUUGGCGGGAAUAGUUGUGGCCAAGGUUUUGCGGCCGAAGAAGCGAAAACAAGAGAUGAGGUUCAGUCAGAACGCAGUGAUUGGGCCGAUCGAUGAGGACGACCAGCGGCCCACGUUGAUGGUCAGGAUAGCUGACAUUCAACAGAAAUUGUACCUGGCCGAGUCUCAUGUUAGGAUGUAUAUGGCUAAAACUAGGAUAAAUGCGGUAGGUUUGGAAAGAAAAUCUUUGCGGUUUUUUGAAAAAUGGGUUUUGUAAACAAAGUUCUUGCGGUUUUUGGAAAAAUUGGUUUUGUAAAGAAAGUUCUCGCGGUUUUUCAAAAAAUGAGUUUUGUAAAGAAAGUUGUUGCGGUUUUUGAAAAAAAGGUUUUGUAAAGAAAGUUGUUGCGGUUUUUGAAAAAAAGGUUUUGUAAAUAAAGUUUUUGCGGUUUUUCAAAAAAUGAGUUUUGUAAAGAAAGUUAUUGCGGUUUUUUCGUGAUAACUAUACUUAUAUUUCUAUUUCAGCACGGUGCAAAAGAGCUGAUCGGGUUUCGCGAUAUGAACGUCGGAUACGAUAGUGGUUGGGAUCGGGUCCUACUGCUAUGGUAGGUUUAAUUUAACUUAACCUACUUUUACAAAGGUGCUAUUUAUCAAUUUCAAUUUCCAGGCCAAUAAUCAUCCGACACAUAAUCGACGAGGACUCGCCCCUAUACGGAAUGACACCGGAAGAGAUGGAGUCGAACGACUUCGAGAUCAUAAUGACAGUCGAAGGGAUCGUGGAGGCGACUGGAGCCACCUUCCAAGCCCGCACCUCAUUUCUGCCAUUCGAAAUCGAAUGGGGCCGGCGGUUCACACCGAUGGUACACCUGAAUUCGAAACGAAAUGAGUACGAAGUUGAUUAUGGGUUGUUCGAUGUGACCGAUCCGCUAGCCGACUACGUGCCGAGGAUCAGUGCUCAGAUCAAGGACGAGUUGGAGAGGUACGAAGACGAAGAGGAGGAGGAGGAACACAAGUUUCAUAAUAAAAGUGGUUUCACGUGA
This is a messenger RNA of Bursaphelenchus okinawaensis, 6653 nucleotides long. The record is from the annotation of a GenBank genome assembly. Lineage: Eukaryota; Metazoa; Nematoda; Chromadorea; Rhabditida; Aphelenchoididae.